Molecule: messenger RNA, 3658 nt
Organism: Solenopsis invicta (red fire ant)
Lineage: Eukaryota; Metazoa; Arthropoda; Insecta; Hymenoptera; Formicidae
Product: E3 ubiquitin-protein ligase RNF19A
Exons: 13
Coding region: 613-2985 (790 amino acids)
Biological process (GO): ubiquitin-dependent protein catabolic process; positive regulation of proteasomal ubiquitin-dependent protein catabolic process; protein polyubiquitination
Cellular component (GO): cytoplasm; ubiquitin ligase complex
Molecular function (GO): ubiquitin conjugating enzyme binding; zinc ion binding; ubiquitin protein ligase activity
Source: RefSeq, a predicted model, not a curated record
CCACCUUAUAGCCAUACAUUAUCAUUUUUCUAAUUAUCGACUGUGAAAUUAAAGGCUUUAAAAUUAAAGGAAGUAGGACUUCAGUGACAAUUUAUUAGAAUAUAUCCCUAACAUGAAAAUACACAAAUUUAUAAUAAAAUUAGAGAAAAAAACGUUAUAAUGCAUUUUAUCACAUAAAAUAAAUGUAAUCCUUAUUAAAUCCAGGAACCUAUUUUAAUUGAUUUGCGUGGCUUCCGCAUUUUUAAAUUCUCCCGGGUCUGUGCACAUAUAACGCCGAUCGCCGCCGCCUGGUAGCCUGGCGCCGCUGUCGCGCGUUCCGAAGUCGUGAUCUACUGAAUCUACUCCAGAGUUCCAGAGAGUCCUUCACGCAGCACCGUCGUAAUUGGAGCAGUCAGCUGUUGUGUCAAAGUGAACAUCCUUAACCAACAAAUUGUGCGAAUAUUCGGCCAGUCUCGCACGACCCGGUGGUCUGCGACCUGCGACGAAUCGUGCUCACCUUGGCGAACGACCGGCCUACGACUCGACGGCACGGCGGAGAACGCAUCGUUCUAAACGUUACAAGGCGAAGUAUGAUUUUCUAGCAACGCAUAACGUUUCUCAACUUCUCUCAGAAUGUUUAAAGAAAGUGAAAAUGGCGUGGGUGGCUGUAACGGUGCACCACCACGUCCCCGGAGACUAUUUCCUCGAUUUUCCCUGCGAAGAUUAUUGUACUCCAGUCCACUUAUUGGCCGUCGCAUUGCAAGAACACCUAGUUCAAGUAAUAGAAAUGCAAGAGCUAAAGAUCAAGCAAGCGGCAGAGCGGACGUUGAGAAAGGAGAGGCCAGAGUAAGCAAUGGGUCGAGUCAUUUCCAAUUUCACAACAUAGAUCUGCAGCGCGCUUCCAGCAAAGGUUCUGUGCUUUCUUCUGCAGGAAAGAGUAACGAAAAUGGAUUGAUGGAAUGUCCGUUAUGUUUGGCCGAACUACCAGUAGAAUUCUUUCCUAUUAUUCAGUCUUGUCAUCAUCGCAGUUGUUAUGAUUGUUUCCAACAAUAUCUGAAAGUGGAAAUCUCUGAAUCCAGAGUUAAUAUCGCUUGCCCAGAGUGUUCAGAACCCUUGCAUCCAAAUGAUAUUCGGAUGAUUCUGAACGACCAAACGCAGUUAGAAAAGUACGAAGAUUUUAUGGUUCGAAGAGUACUUGCCGUAGAGCCUGAUGCAAGAUGGUGCCCUGCUCCGGAUUGUAGUUUUGCUGUCAUCGCCAGUGGUUGCGCCUCGUGUCCAAAAUUACGUUGUGAGCGACCAGGUUGCGACUCGUACUUUUGUUAUCAUUGUAAAGCGCGGUGGCAUCCUAAUCAAACAUGCGAUGCUGCCAGAGCACAGCGUUCUCAAUAUUAUGAACGGAGCUCCUCGCUAAGUUUCAGUCAAACUGACUCUCAACACAGAGACGACAUAAAACCGUGCCCCAGAUGUCAAGUUUUAAUUGUCAAAAUGGACGAUGGAAGUUGCAAUCAUAUGACUUGUGCAGUUUGCGGUGCUGAAUUUUGUUGGCUUUGUAUGAAAGAAAUUAGCGAUCUUCAUUAUCUUAGUCCUUCUGGCUGCACCUUUUGGGGUAAAAAGCCGUGGUCCAGAAAGAAAAAGAUUCUUUGGCAACUUGGAACUUUAGUAGGAGCACCGAUUGGAAUUGGUCUCGUCGCCGGAAUAGCAUUUCCAGCCAUGAUUAUAGGUAUACCAGUGUGGGUAGGACAAAAAUUGUAUACGAGGUACGAGAAAGCCAACAAGCACAAGAGAAAUGCCUUUAUCGCAGGGGGAGUCACUGCAUCAGUCUUGGUGUCGCCAGUACUAGCAGGAUUAGCCGUGGGCAUCGGCGUACCCAUUUUGCUGUUCUACGUCUACGGUGUGGUUCCGGUAUCCCUCUGCCGAAGCGGAGGCUGCGGUGUUUCCACGAGCGGCACUGGGGUGCGAUUUGAUUUUGAUGACGAGAAUGACUUGAUGGGGGUUCUGGGCAUUCGCAACGGCGGAGAUGCGGCAUCAAUAGACGUCGCAAGUCACCGCGGUGGCAAUCCGUCGAUAGGGGAGGCCUCCUUGUCGCUAGGUAGCGGCAGCCAGUUGGAGAAAUUGGGCCGAGAAAAUGACCGUGAAAGUGUUAGCAACGUGGCUCUCGCUGGCACCAGCCUUGCUAGUUUAGCCUCCAGCGUACUCCCCGGCGGUCAAAGGUUGGAAGUUCAGGCUGAUGUUACGUCUACUCAACGUUUCAGUUUAUGUAGCGAGACGACUUCCGCGGCUACUAGUCUGUCUGAAAAAUCUGUAAACGCUUCUAUUGCCCUGGACGAUGGCGCAGCAUCUACGAGAGCCCUGGCUGGUUCCGUUCUUAACUUUAAGAUGGAUGGCAGUUCAAUCAGUGGUGGUAGAAGCACGGAAGGAGAACAGGCGGCUAGCUCUGCUAACGGUGGUCACAGUGAUUCUGCUGGACAAGCCACUUCUUUGAGCUCGCUAGAAGAAGUGGCACCUGGUUUAGCAAAGCGUAUCCGCCGUAAACUCACAUUUGACCGUCAAUGUAGUGACUCUAAUAGUUGGACUAUGUGCGGGGAGGACGGUGGUUCAGAACGAGUACGAUUCGACGAUCACGUUAGCGUAAUCGAAGCAGAUCAAGAAAGAGUAGUAGGUAGCAAAUUGGAAGGCUGCGCAGCAAAUAAUCGGUCAACGGGAGUACGGAAGCGGAACAAAGAUUCAGAGAUAGAAAUGGAGGUUCAAAAAAUAUCUAAGAGUCCGAACGGUGAACUGAAUGUUGAGAGCCCCGUGGACGAGGCUUCGCGGGAACGCGUGAACGUAGCUACUUUGAGAAAUGUAUUUUUUCACACUUCAACGGUAUCUGCGGAUCGCGAGAAACGAUUGUCCGUUAUAGAGGAACCAAUGCCGACCGUGUCGCAGAUUCCUGGUAAUCGGAACUGCAUGCCUUCACACGACGAGAGUCAAAGCCCUACCAGUACGGACGAGAGCUUACAAUGCUAAAAAAAUCAAGACUGAAAAAUCUAUGGAUGUCAUGAUAUGCAUGUGUCUCUCAAAACGUUACGACGUAUGUAUAAAUGCGUAUAUACAUAUUCAUGAGUGUGUAUAUAUGUAUUAAACUACAUAACUAUAAUUCAUAAGUAUAAACGCGAAGAGUGUACAUACUCACAUACGCAACAUGCAGUAAUAGUUCAAAUGUUACACGUGAAGAGAUAAAACUGUGGUAAUGCAAUUUUACUGAUUGUGUGCAUUUGCGCUGUGAUUUUAUGCAUAUACUAGAAAUUUGUGAAUGUUUACACACACUUACAUACACACAUACACAUACACAUGUACUGGCCUCCAAUUCGUUAUAAACGAUAAAAAAGAUUAACAAAAUUUUCUUUUUGCCAAAUAAUCCUAUUAUUUAUAUGUAUAUUAUUCCCUCGUUCGCGAAAUACAGUUUGUAACGAACAGGUGGACAAUACACAAGCUAAGAAAAAGAUUUACAAAGAUGAAAGUUAACGUCGCGGAUUGUGGCUGCAUUUUAUAAGUCGAAUAUUGCUCAUUACGUCUUUAAGUAUUAUGCGUCCCUUUUAAUGUAAUCGGUCAAUAUACAUAUAAGAAUAUUUGAAUAUGAAUAUUUCCCCCAAAAUAUGUUUCCCUUUGCUAUAUGAAAAUAUAUGUAAUACGACAAGCA